CACGCGAGCGAGAUGGAUCGUGGUGUGAAAUCGGGGACGGGGGCUGGUUGCUUUUCGGCCCGCCUGAUCGAUUUCUUUAAUUUAUAAUUUUUUUGUGCGCUCGCGGAUUUCGUGUAUGGCCCGGACACGACAGCACGGGAUGGCGUAGCGAUCCCAGAAAUCGUUCCCUUGUUCCCGCAGCGGUUUCCCUUUCCUUACUUUUCUCUCGGUUUUACGAUUCGCGAGAAGGCGACGACGACAUCGACAUCGACUUCAGUUUUUUUUUUCUCUCGACGACGCCCUCCGUCCGUUCAACCUUCCACCCCACCCCCAACCUCCUCUCUCUGUCUCUCUCUCUCGCUCUCGCUUGCUCGCGGGGCUCGGCCAUUCAGCUGCGGAGGCUCCCGGAAUCUCGACCUCGCCUUCCCUGGUCUUGGGUCUCAGUCAAAGGAAGCGCCUUUAGGUAUUGGAAAAUAAAGACAGUGAAGAACAAUUACUUGUCAGAAGCAAGGCAGUUUCCUGAAGAUUAGCCACCCAAGUUGUGAAGGCAAUCAGACUGACAAACUAAAGCUGGUAAAUUACUUCGCUUUGGGAGAGAACUUCUAAUUAGAUCACUUGGAAGUUCCUCUAAUCUUGCAAUAAAUCUGGGGAGUGGAAUAACCACUGACGGAUGAAACAUUGUAUAUUAUGUCUGGACUGAUUGAAGGCCUUCCGGACGCUGUUGCACUGAGGUGCCUUGCACGUGUUCCUUUUCACCUCCACCCAACACUGGAACUCGUUUCUCGGUCUUGGAAAGCUGCCAUACGUAGUCCUGAACUUUUCAAGGCCCGGCAAGAAGUUGGCUCUGCAGAAGACUUGCUGUGUGUAUGUGCUUUUGACCCAGAGAAUUUAUGGCAACUCUAUGACCCUCUCCGAGACCUUUGGAUUACUCUUCCUGUUCUUCCAUCAAAAAUCAGGCACCUAUCCCAUUUUGGCACAGUCUCCACUGCUGGGAAGUUAUUUGUGAUUGGUGGUGGCAGUGAUGCAGUUGAUCCACAGACUGGUGACCAAGAUGGAAGCUUUGCCACCAAUGAAGUGUGGUCGUAUGAUCCAGUUACAAGGCAGUGGGCUUCGCAUGCUUCCAUGCUUGUACCUCGUGCUAUGUUUGCUUGUUGUGCUUUGAAUGGAAAAAUUGUCGUUGCCGGUGGAUUUACCAGCUGUCGGAAAUCAAUUUCCCAAGCUGAGAUGUACGAUCCUGAUAAAGACUUAUGGGUCCAGAUACCUGACCUCCACCGGACCCACAAUUCAGCGUGCUCAGGUAUGGUGAUCGAGGGAAAAGUGCAUGUACUGCAUAAGGGGCUGUCCACUGUGCAAGUCUUGGACCAUGUGGCUCUGGAAUGGACCGUAAAGGAUUACAGUGGGCUACCCCAAGGUCCAAUGGCUGUAGUUCAGGGUUCACUCUAUGUUAUGAGCCAAUCGUUCAUUUGUAAGCUAGAUGGGAAUGAGAGGAAGCCCACAGUCUCUGCCCAUGAGUUCCGAAGGAGAAUUGGGUUCGCCAUGAUUGGGUUGAGGGAUGAAAUUUAUGUGAUCGGAGGGGUUAUUGGUCCCGACAGAUGGAAUUGGGACAUUAAACCACUCUCCGAUGUGGAUGUUCUUACAAUUGGGAGCGAGAGGCCAGCUUGGCGACAGGCGGCUCCGAUGAGUCGGUGCCGUGGUACUAUUCUCGGGUGUGCGCUGUUUAGAGUUUAGGUGAAGGUUGUAAUAUUUUUUUUUCUUUCCCUUUUUUGGCAGAUGGAUGAAAUGUAAGAGGGUAGCACUCUUGUGGUUGUAGCGUUUGGUUUCUCAUUGAACACAGGAGUGUCCUUUUGCCCGUCUCUUCAUGUGUUUGUGAACCGUGAAAUUCUUUUGGGUCGUCUAUGUUGUUUCAUCUGUUGAAAAGCUGGAGUAUGCUGUUUGACUGAUACAAAUUUGAAUACCAGUGAAGCAGGCAAGAAUUUGGUCA
Messenger RNA from Eucalyptus grandis, 1960 nucleotides. Its product is annotated as F-box/kelch-repeat protein SKIP30. Gene Ontology annotation, molecular function: protein binding. The transcript is spliced from 3 exons. Lineage: Eukaryota; Viridiplantae; Streptophyta; Magnoliopsida; Myrtales; Myrtaceae. The coding region runs from base 667 to 1707 and encodes 346 amino acids. The record is from RefSeq and is a predicted model, not a curated record.